AUGAAAGUCCUUUCGGAAGAUAGAACGCGAAUUUUGUUUGAAAAAUUAACUAAAUACAUCGGCGUAAAUGUAAAACUUCUAAUAGACAGACCCGAUGGCACAUAUUGUUUUAGAGAGAAAAAAGACCGUGUGUAUUACAUAUCGGAACGACUUUUACAGCUGGCUCAAACUGUGAAACCUGAGCAUUUAGUAUCCGCUGGCACGUGUUUUGGAAAGUUCACUAAAACUAAUAAAUUCAGAUUGCAUAUCACUGCGUUGACUUAUAUAGCUCCUUACGCACCCUACAAAAUCUGGGUGAAGCCAUCAGCUGAGCAACAGUUCUUGUACGGUCACCAUGUUAUAAAAAGUGGGUUGGGUAGAAUAACAGAAAAUACACCAAAACAUCAAGGUGUUGUCAUAAAUACUAUGUCAGAUAUCCCUAUUGGUUUUGGUGUGACGUCAAGGACAACCGCUGAGUGCAGACAUGCUGACCCUUUGGCUACAAUAGCAUUUCAUCAAGCAGAUAUAGGAGAAUACAUUCGUUCUGAAGAUACUUUAAUAUAG
Molecule: messenger RNA, 543 nt
Organism: Parnassius mnemosyne (clouded apollo)
Lineage: Eukaryota; Metazoa; Arthropoda; Insecta; Lepidoptera; Papilionidae
Source: the annotation of a GenBank genome assembly